AUGUCUCGUCAAUUCUUCGUCGGUGGAAACUUCAAAAUGAACGGUACCAAGGAGUCCGUUAAGAAAAUCGUGGACGGCUUGAACGCUGCCGACUUGCCUAGCAACGUCCAGGUUGUCAUUGCCCCACCUGCUACCUACAUCGCUGUUGCCGUUGCUGAGAACAAGCAGAAGACCGUUGCCGUCUCCGGCCAGAACGUCUUCAACAAGUCUUCUGGUGCUUACACCGGUGAGAUCUCCCCAGAUCAGUUGAAGGACUUGGGUGCCACCUGGACUUUGACCGGUCACUCUGAGAGAAGAACCAUCAUCAAGGAGAGCGAUGAAUUCAUUGCUGAGAAGACCAAGUUUGCCUUGGAGCAGGGUCUUUCCGUCAUCUUGUGCAUUGGUGAGACUUUGGAGGAGAGAAAGGCUGGCGUCACCUUGGAAGUUUGUGCCAGACAAUUGGACGCUGUCUCCAAGAUCGUGUCUGACUGGACUAACAUUGUCGUGGCCUACGAGCCUGUCUGGGCAAUUGGUACCGGUUUGGCUGCCACCCCAGACGAUGCUCAGCAGACCCACAAGGACAUCAGAGCACACUUGGCUAAGACCAUUGGUGAGGAUGCCGCUAAGAAGAUCAGAAUCUUGUACGGUGGUUCCGUCAACGGUAAGAACGCUCCUGAGUUCAGAGACAAGGCCGAUGUUGACGGUUUCUUGGUUGGCGGUGCCUCCUUGAAGCCUGAGUUCGUUGACAUCAUCAAGUCCAGAAUGUAA
This is a messenger RNA of Candidozyma duobushaemuli, 747 nucleotides long. It is a transcript of the gene TPI1, whose product is annotated as triose-phosphate isomerase. Gene Ontology annotation, cellular component: cytosol. Lineage: Eukaryota; Fungi; Ascomycota; Pichiomycetes; Serinales; Metschnikowiaceae. Bases 1 to 747 code for a protein of 248 amino acids. Gene Ontology annotation, molecular function: triose-phosphate isomerase activity. The record is from RefSeq and is a predicted model, not a curated record. Gene Ontology annotation, biological process: glyceraldehyde-3-phosphate biosynthetic process; glycerol catabolic process; gluconeogenesis. The transcript has a single exon.